CCAGGGCCGUGUAUCACAUCUCCUUCCCCCAACAUCAUCGACAUCAACAAACCCCCUCCACUACUUACGACCACAACCACAGCAGCCCUCGUCCCUCUGUGAGGGAUGCGCGAAAGGUAAGUCAAUUCUGGGGCUAUUAUUCCACUCUUUUCUGCUCGUUUCCUCUGCCACCUCCUGUUUCCCCGCGAAGUCCAUCGUCGCAAUCGAUCUCCCGUUUGCUGCGACACCGCCUCGGCCCCUCCAACCACCAGCCCCGUCGGUUCCUCCAACAAAACACCGGACACUGCAUAUAUGAUCUCGAUCGUUUGUCUCUGGCCUACGCACCAUUGAUUUUACUCUAUAACCGCCGGUCAACUCAUUUCGCUGCACCGCCAUCGGUGGGAUCUUGUGACGUGGACCCCUGGAACGUGCGCCCCCUACACCGGUCUCGCCUGGUGUGGGCAUAAUGCCUUCUGCCGAUGAGCCUUCCUCAACUCACACAAAUGGGACUAGCUCUCGAUCGGAUCAGCUGGCCCAUUACAAAAAACAGUAUGAGCAACUUGAGUCCGAGCUCGCCGACUUCCAGGCUUCCAGUCGCGAACUGGAGGCCGAGCUAGAGAAGGAAAUCGAGGCGUCUGAGAAGCGUGAGCGACAGCUGAAGGAAAAGGUGGACAACCUGAGAUACGAAGUGGAUGAGUGGAAGUCCAAAUACAAGCAAUCCAAGUCAGAAGCCAGUACCGCCCAGAAUACACUCCAGAAAGAAAUUACCUCGCUGCGGGACACGAAUUUGACGCUACAGUUGAAACUGCGGGAUAUCGAAGUUGCAAAUGAUGAUUAUGAACGCCAGGCUCGUCACACGACUUCAUCCCUGGAGGAUAUGGAGUCCAAGUUUAAUAUGGCUAUAGAGAGAGGGGUUCUUCUGGAAGAAGAGGUAAAACAUGGCGAGCAAGAGCGGGAGGGUUUGCGUAUCGAAAAUCAACGACUUCGGGACGAGUUGAAUGAUCUGAAGAUCGAAACCGAUAUUGUUCAGGAGAAGCUUCGGAAUGGUGGCUGGCGCCGUCGUCCAGCUCCUUUGGGUCGCAGCCCAUCGACGCCGCAUACUCCAGAAGUAAUCGACCGUUCGCCGGGAGAAUCUAUUGUGUCUUCACCGAUGUUUACUACGCCGCCAACGAAGUUGUCGCUGACAUUAGCCUCUGCAAAUGCAACACCGCCAUCACCACCCAUGUCUGAGACGUCAAACAGUAUGCGCAGGUCAUUCAAUGCCGCCUCAGGGUUCCCUCUUCAGAAAGCUGCAGGGUCCUCCGAAACUUUCGGAACGCGGUCGCUAUAUGACAAGAGACCCCCGCGAUUCCAGCCCCACUCCCGGUCGACCUCUUUCGCUUUUAGCAAUGGCCGCUCAACCCCUUCGAUCAGUUCUCGGGUACCUAGUCUUCCUAAGCAGAACACUGCUAACACCAGUAUCGCCAACAACAACAACAACAACAACAACAACAACAAUAAUGCCGCUAACCGCCCAUCUGGGAUACCGAAGUCUGGUUCGCUAUAUCAGAUACGUGGACUCAUUGGAAAAAUGCAGAAGCUGGAAGAAAGGGUUCAAUCCGCCAAAUCCAAGCUACCCCCUCCAUCCGAGUCCGGUUCGCGCGCGUCCUCCCGCGCUGGAUCGGUUCUUGCUGACAGUCCCGGUGCAUCGAAUCUUUCAAUGCGUCGGGAUCCCCGCAAGCGGCUGAGCGGCAGCAGUUUCAGCUCGUCUAUUCGGGAAGGCGAUGGCGCACCUCCAUAUCUCACAUCAAGCCGCCCAUCUUACGGGACUAGGACUCAGGGAGACAGCCGUCCGAGCAGUCGCACGAGUUUCUCCAGCUCUUUCAGUCACAGCACUCACCCCAGCGUGACGCCUUCAAAUCGCCCAGAGAGUCGCCAAAGCCGUACGAAGACUCCUCUGGGUCACUAUUCCACCAAUCCUACAACAGAAAGCCGAAGACCACGUUCGUCACUCAGCAACCCGGCGGGGCAGUCUACCCCAAUCAAUGGCAUGUCUUACAUAGAUGAGGAUGAUGAUCUUGCCCAGCAGAUGUCUAUGCGCGCGACAGUGAGUGAAGCUCGCCCUAGUCGCCUGCCAUCAUUCUCCACUCCGACUGGCCUAAAGAAACGAGCCACAAGCGGUGUAUCCGGAAUACCAGUCUCUGGAAUACCAGCACCCCGAGGCUUGCGCCGAGAACAUACCAUGGGUCCACCCAAACCAAAGCAGAAAGCGAACGACUUGGGUGAGACUUUUUAGAUUGCUGCGUGCAGUAAACUCUUUGGUUUUUGUUUUUCAUUUCACGAUAUUUGACGGCUGGCACGCUGUUUAAUCACCAUACUUGACCGUUCAGGAUGCGGAUUGUUGAUCUUUGGUCCCCUUUUCAUGGUGUUAUUGGAAGAUCCCGAUCUCGGAGUACCUUGGAAGGGUUAUUUGCUCCACUUGUUUAUAGAUUGGGGGGUUCUUGUUAUAUCUAUCACCACAUACCUGUACAGUCAGAGACUUGUAUCUGAAAGUGUGGCGUUUUUUAUGUUUGCCGGGGGCCAAAACUUUGAAAAAGUUCAAGUCCUAUCGGCGUCCAAGCUGUUUCUCAGCACCUAUUUCUUUGGUUGUACCUCUGGUCCUGUGUAUCGUUGUCUUAGGCGUUAUAAUACCCACUGACUUUGAAAUUGAUCAUCUACAAGGACUAAUAUGG
Messenger RNA from Aspergillus versicolor CBS 583.65, 2690 nucleotides. It is a transcript of the gene nde1, whose product is annotated as nuclear distribution protein NudE. Gene Ontology annotation, molecular function: microtubule binding. The record is from RefSeq and is a predicted model, not a curated record. Gene Ontology annotation, biological process: establishment of mitotic spindle orientation; mitotic centrosome separation; chromosome segregation. The coding region runs from base 446 to 2254 and encodes 602 amino acids. Lineage: Eukaryota; Fungi; Ascomycota; Eurotiomycetes; Eurotiales; Aspergillaceae. The transcript is spliced from 2 exons. Gene Ontology annotation, cellular component: kinesin complex; kinetochore; centrosome.